Messenger RNA from Lecanosticta acicola, 1650 nucleotides. The record is from the annotation of a GenBank genome assembly. Lineage: Eukaryota; Fungi; Ascomycota; Dothideomycetes; Mycosphaerellales; Mycosphaerellaceae.
AUGGCGGAGAAGACGGCCGCCGCGCCAGAGGUCGCUUCGCAAGACCACAGCUCCUCCAACGCCGACAACGAGCUCGCUCGCCCCGUCGGCUGGAUGUACAAGAGCUACAAGAUCGGUCCCGUCACGAUCCCAUACUAUGCCUCGCCCAAGGCCCAGCUCCUGCUGGUGUCCUUCGUCUGUUUCCUCUGCCCAGGUGAGCACGCGAGCUACCAGAUUCCACCCCCACUUGUGCCCUUCUGACUUGAUCGCCAGGAAUGUUCAACGCCCUGAACGGUCUCGGCGGCGGAGGCUUGCUCGACAGCAAGGCCUCCAGUGACGCCAACACCGCUCUCUACUCCACCUUCGCCGUCGUCGGUUUCCUGGCCGGCACCAUCACCAAUGCCAUCGGCAUUCGCUGGUCCCUCUCUUUCGGCGGUAUCGGUUACUGCGUCUACGUCUCCUCCUACAUCUGCUUCCGCUACACUUCCAACUAUGGCUACAUCAGUUUCGCCGGUGCCCUGCUGGGCGUUUGCGCUGGUGUCUUGUGGUCUGCACAGGGCGCCAUCAUGAUGUCCUACCCCACCGAGGCCGAGAAGGGUCGCUUCAUCUCCUGGUUCUGGAUGAUCUUUAACUUGGGCGGUGUGAUAGGCGCCUUGGUAAGUAGACCUUCAAACGACGCGGCAAACCUUUGACUAAUGAUGGCUGUAGGUGCCCCUCGGUCAAAACAUCCACGCCACCUCGAACGGCUCCGUUUCCAUUGGUACCUACAUUGGAUUCCUGGUACUUACCUUCGUCGGUGGUAUCCUCGCAUGGACCCUGGUGGACGCCAAGGCUGUCGUUCGCUCCGAUGGAUCCAGAGUCAUUCUGAUGAAGCACCCUACCUUCAAGUCCGAGCUGCUCGGUCUGUGGGAAACCCUCAAGAGUGACCCGUACGUUAUUCUGCUCUUCCCCAUGUUCUUCGCCUCGAACUGGUUCUACACCUAUCAGUUCAACGGCGUCAACCUGCCAGAGUUCAACACCCGCACUCGCGCUCUGAACAACGUCCUCUACUGGACCAUGCAGAUCGUUGGCGCCUGGAUCUUCGGCAACGCUCUCGACUGGAGCUCUCUGAAGCGCACCACUCGUGCCAAGAUGGUCUGGGGUGCCCUCUUCGUCCUCACCUUCGCCAUCUGGGGCGGUGGGUACGCCUUCCAGACUGGCUACACCCGUGCAGGUUACGACGCGGCUGUGGAAGCUGCCACUGCUGGUGGCGGUACCUACAACGGCGGAAUUGACUGGACCGAAGGCCGCUACAUCGGACCCAUGUUCCUCUUCAUGUUUUACGGCUUCUACGACGCUGCCUGGCAGACCGCCGUCUACUGGUUCAUGGGCGCAAUCACCAACAAUGGCCGCAAGCUCGCCAACUUUGCCGGCUUCUACAAGGGCAUUCAGUCCGCCGGUGCGGCCAUCAUGUGGCGCCUCGACGGUAUUGGCGUCAACUACAUGCACAUGUUCGCCUCCUGCUGGGCUCUGCUGGCCGGGAGCUUGAUCAUUGCUCUGCCGGUCAUGAUCAUGAAGAUCCGCGACACCGUUCCGAUCGAGGAGGACCUCAAGUUCAGCGACGAGACCGUUGACGACGUGGUCGCCCACACUUCGGUGGCCGACGAGGCCGAUGUCGAGAGUCGGGCCUAG